AGUCUGAGGGGCAUCGAGGACGCCGCGGGUGCUUUGUGGUGAACGAACCCUUGUGAGGGAGCCGGGAGUGAUUUUGAGGCGAUUCCGGGUGGUUUUAGAGCCGAUUUUGGGCGGUUUUGUGACGCUAAACAACCUUGGAGGACCCAAAACCACCGAGACGAGGCGGAGCGGCCGCCUGAGGGAGCGGCGCCACCACUGAGUUCCGGCCAGAGCGACCCCUGGCGGGCGCUUCCUGUCACGUGAUCGGAACCCCGCGCUGCCAUUGGUGAAGGGAACCGGAACAGGAGCGGGAGGAGGCGGAAGCGGCGCGGGCGGCAUGGCGGGGUUCGGCGUGGCCAACGAGCGGCUGCGGGCGCUGGAGGAGCUGGAGCGCGAAAUCGGCGCCUCCCUGCAGAGCGCAGGGUUGGUGAUUUUGGAGCUGUCCAAGGAGAAGCCCCAGGAGCGACACCUGGACCGCCAGGCCGCUCAGUUCGGCGCCGCCGUGGCCAAGGUGGAGGCCGAGCUGUCGGCCCAGAUCCGUUACCUGACACAGCCCCACGAGGGCUCGAGCUACGCCGCGCGCAAGAGCUGCCAGCUGGCCCUGAACCGCCUGGACUACGCCCGGCGCCGCCUGGCCGAGCUGGCGCGGGCCUGCGAGCUGAUGCUGGAGCAGUGACACACCUGGGCACACCUGGGCACACACCUGGCACAGCUGGGCACGGCUGGAGACACCGUGGGACUGAGCUGGAGCGGCCUCAGCACAGAAAAAUGGGGAAAAAUGGGGAAAAAUGGGAUUUUUGUGGGGUUUUUUUGGGGUGUGACACCUUGGGGACAUUGCUGAGAGACUUUGGGCACACCUGGGCACACCUGGAGACAGCGUGGGACUGAGCUGGACCUGCCUAAAAUGUGGAAAAAUGGGACUUUAUGGGGUUUUUUUGGGGUGUGACACCUUGGAGACGUUGCUGAGAGAGUUUAU
This is a messenger RNA of Zonotrichia leucophrys gambelii, 955 nucleotides long. RefSeq names its product mediator of RNA polymerase II transcription subunit 11-like. Gene Ontology annotation, biological process: regulation of transcription by RNA polymerase II. The transcript has 3 exons. Gene Ontology annotation, molecular function: transcription coregulator activity. NCBI's taxonomy places the organism in Eukaryota, Metazoa, Chordata, Aves, Passeriformes, Passerellidae. Gene Ontology annotation, cellular component: mediator complex. The coding region runs from base 317 to 655 and encodes 112 amino acids. The record is from RefSeq and is a predicted model, not a curated record.